Pyricularia pennisetigena is the source of this 924-nucleotide messenger RNA. RefSeq lists its product as uncharacterized. The coding region runs from base 1 to 924 and encodes 307 amino acids. The record is from RefSeq and is a predicted model, not a curated record. Lineage: Eukaryota; Fungi; Ascomycota; Sordariomycetes; Magnaporthales; Pyriculariaceae. The transcript has a single exon.
AUGUCUUCGGAUGAUCAGAACAGCAACCCCAACAACAACACGCCCAACACCAACAACGACGCCAACGGCCCAAACGACAUGUCUCGCAACCGUCGUGCCUCUGUUUCCUCAACUGCCUUCACCAGCCUUUUUCAACGCAGCAACUCCAUAUCUGCCGGGACGCCUGCACUGCCUGGGCCCAUCGCCACAGCCAUGAAUGACCCGCGUCGAAGGCUGUCGGUCUCCACAAUCGGUCUUUCCGGCACUUCCCCUACAACCAUGGCAACACCGUUUGGGCUUCGUCGCGGGAGCUUGUCCACCAAUGGCUCCGAGUCUAUUGACGAGAGUGCCAUUGAUGAAGACGAGGUUGGCGCCCCUAACUCUCGGACGGCCCCUGCUACUCCCUUUACACGACGGAUGAGUUUUGGUACGCAGGCGAUGCGUAGCAUGCGAACUGGCAGGGGCACCAGCCCCGGCACCAAUGGUAUGGUCACCACAACCCCUCCAGCCAGUGUUGAUCACCCUCGCCGAAGCAGUGUUGGCGGCUUAUUGUCGUCGACUGCUGCUUCAGGCGACAAUGUACCUGAUCAACCUGUCCCCAAGUCCCACAACCCCACACAACAGGGCCAAACCACAUUUCCCAAAACCGCUAUUGACGCUUUAUCUGCUUCUGCUCGCCCUAUAGACCAAGGCUUCAACUGGUCUGAGCAGUUUAGGUCCCGCGCUGAAAGCACAGUUGCCGGCUCGCGGCCGCAGUUCUCGUUCGGUUCUAGCGUGGGAACCUCCCCGCCACGCCCUGGCGGUGUAGGUGCCCAGCAUGACCGUGCCAAGUCCAUCUCCGAGAUGCCGGCGCCUCCCGCGCAGACGCCACAGGCUAGAUCGGAACCUCGGAAGCCAGAUGCGUUCCAGGAGCGCAUUCUCAAAGGGGAUUUCUACAUGGACUGA